UUGGAUUCAUGUUCCACAUUGCUUCAAAGCACCUCUGAAACCUUCAAAAGGUAACUGUGUGAGGGGUGUAACAUAAACCACAAUCACCACCAGUUCUUUCUCCACAGUUGCAGUCUCAGGACAGCUUUCUCCUCUGUAAAAUCAUUGCUCCCUGGAGAGAAAAAGAUGAAUAAGAUUCUGCUUCUCUCCACGUCCAUCCUUCUCUGCUCCAUCUUGGCGGAGGCUCUCGUCUGUCGUGUUUGCAAAAUCUAUAAACAAGGUCUUGGUUGCACAGUUGGGGAGGCCACCUGUGUUGCUGAAGCUGGCGAACAGUGCAAGACAGUGAAAGUCUUUGAAGAAAAAAUCAGGUAUUUCUUCAGACAAGGAUGCACUUCUCCGAAGGAUAAAUGUGGAUCUACAGUCGAGGACCCCAUGUUUGGUGAUGUGACCACAACUUGCUGUAAUGGAAAGGACUACUGCAACGAUAUCCAAUAAUAAAUACAAAUGAAAUCUGCAUCAAAUGGAUAUCGGCACUAGCACCAAAAUUCAGAUUUGGAAUUCAGAUCUGGAAUUUGGAAUUACAGCUCUUCAGAUUUGGAUUCAGAAUUUUUAAAAAUUGGAAUUUCUAGCUAUUGAGAACUCAGUUACAGUCAAUAUGAAUACUAGCCAUUAUUUUCUCCUUUUAAAAAACACAGGCAAAAUAUUUUUAA
This is a messenger RNA of Pogona vitticeps (central bearded dragon), 689 nucleotides long. Lineage: Eukaryota; Metazoa; Chordata; Lepidosauria; Squamata; Agamidae. The record is from RefSeq and is a predicted model, not a curated record.